Molecule: messenger RNA, 3776 nt
Organism: Cinclus cinclus
Lineage: Eukaryota; Metazoa; Chordata; Aves; Passeriformes; Cinclidae
Gene: COPE
Product: COPI coat complex subunit epsilon
Biological process (GO): intra-Golgi vesicle-mediated transport; retrograde vesicle-mediated transport, Golgi to endoplasmic reticulum; endoplasmic reticulum to Golgi vesicle-mediated transport
Cellular component (GO): COPI vesicle coat
Molecular function (GO): protein binding; structural molecule activity
Source: RefSeq, a predicted model, not a curated record
CGGGGGACGUGGCUGAGGGCAAUGGCGGGCGCGGCGCCGGCGGGGGAGCCGGAUGAGCUCUUCGAUCUCCGCAACAACUUCUACAUCGGCGCCUACCAGGCCGCCAUCAACGAGGCGCAGCGCGUCAAGCCGGGCAGCCCCGAGAAGGAGCUGGAGCGGGACGUGUUCCUGUUCCGAGCCUACAUCGCCCAGAGGAAGUUUGGAGUGGUGCUGGAUGAGAUCAAGGCCAAUGCCAGCCCCGAGCUGCAGGCUGUGAGGAUGUUUGCAGAAUUCCUGGCCAACGAGGGCCAGAGGGACUCCAUCGUGGCAGACCUGGACAAGAAGAUGGCCAAGAGUGUGGACGUGGCCAACUCCACCUUCCUGCUGAUGGCAGCUUCCAUUUAUUUCCAUGACCAGAACCCCGACGCUGCCCUGAGGGCCCUGCACCAGGGGGAGAGCCUGGAAUGCUUGGCCAUGAUGAUCCAGAUCCUGCUGAAGCUCGACAGGCUCGACCUGGCCAGGAAGGAGCUGAAAAAAAUGCAGGAGCAGGACGAGGACGCGACCCUGACCCAGCUGGCCACAGCCUGGGUGAACCUGGCCUUGGGCGGUGAGAAGCUGCAGGACGCGUUCUACGCCUUGCAGGAGCUGCAGGAGCGCUGCUGCCCCGCGCUGCCCCUGCUCAACGGCCAGGCCGCCGCUGCCAUGGGCCAGGGGCGCUGGGACGAGGCCGAGGGGCUGCUCCAGGAGGCCCUGGACAAGGACAGCAGCCACCCUGAGACGCUGCUGAACCUCGUGGUGCUGUCCCAGCACCUGGGCAAGGCCCCCGAGGUGACCAAUCGUUACCUGUCCCAGCUGAAAGAUGCUCACAAAAACCACCCCUUCAUCAAGGAGUACCAGGCCAAGGAGAACGACUUUGACCGCCUGGCCCUGCAGUAUGCACCCAGUGCCUGAGCCCUGGGACCCAAAAAAUUCCCUCUGGGACCCAAAAAAUUCCCUCUGGGACCCAAAAAAUUCCCUCUGGGACCCAAAAAAGUCACCCUGGGAUCCAGAAAUUCCAUCUGGGAACCAAAAACGUCACCCUGGGAUCCAGAAAUUCCCUCUGGGAACCAAAAACGUCACCCUGGGAUCCAGAAAUUCCAUCUGGGACCCAAAAAAUUCCCUCUGGGAACCAAAAAAGUCACCCUGGCAUCCAGAAAUUCCAUCUGGGAACCAAAAAAUUCCCUCUGGAACACAAAAAAUUCCCUCUGGAAUCCAGAAAUUCCAUCUGGAACACAAAAAAUUCCCUCUGGGAACCAAAAAAUUCCCUCUGGGAACCAAAAAAGUCACCCUGGGAUCCAGAAAUUCCAUCUGGGAACCAAAAACAUCACCCUGGGAUCCAGAAAUUCCCUCUGGGAACCAAAAAAUUCCUCUGGAACCCAAAAAAUUCCCUCUGGAAUGGGAAAAAUUCCCUCUAGAACCCAAAAAAGUCACCCUGGAACCCAAAAAAAUUCCCUCUGGAAUACAAAAAAUUCCCAAUGGGACCCAGAAAUUCCCUCUGGAACAGGGAAUUUUCUACCUGGAACCCAAAAAAUUCCCUCUGGAACCCAAAAAAAAAAAGAAAAAAAAAUCCGUUUUGGAACCCAGAAAAUUAAAUAAUUGUAAAUUAAAUAAAUUAAAAAAUUAAAAAUAAAAAAAUCAUAAUCCUCCAGUAUUUUCUUGAAUUUUCCCCCAAUCCCUGCAGGAUUUUUAGGAAAUGUUCUCACUUCCCCAUGGAAUCCUCAACACGAAUUUUGGGAAUUUUUUUAGGAAUUCUGCAGGCAGUGGAGGAGUCCAAAUUUUGGGGUUUUUUUAGGAAUUCUGCAGGCACUCCUGUGCAGUUUCAUUGAGAAUUUUGGGAUUUUUUUUAGGAAUUCUGCAGGCACUCCUGUGCAGUUUCAUUGAGAAUUUUGGGGUUUUUUUAGGAAUUCUGCAGGCACUCCUGUGCAGUUUCAUUGAGAAUUUUGGGAUUUUUUUAGGAAUUCUGCAGGCACUCCUGUGCAGUUUCAUUGAGAAUUUUGGGGUUUUUUUUUAGGAAUUCUGCAGGCACUCCUGUGCAGUUUCAUUGAGAAUUUUGGGGUUUUUUUUAGGAAUUCUGCAGGCACUCCUGUGCAGUUUCAUUGAGAAUUUUGGGUUUUUUUAGGAAUUCUGCAGGCACUCCUGUGCAGUUUCAUUGAGAAUUUUGGGGUUUUUUUAGGAAUUCUGCAGGCACUCCUGUGCAGUUUCAUUGAGAAUUUUGGGUUUUUUUUAGGAAUUCUGCAGGCACUCCUGUGCAGUUUCCAUUGAGAAUUUUGGGGUUUUUUUAGGAAUUCUGCAGGCACUCCUGUGCAGUUUCCAUUGAGAAUUUGGGGUUUUUUUUUAGGAAUUCUGCAGGCACUCCUGUGCAGUUUCAUUGAGAAUUUUGGGGUUUUUUUAGGAAUUCUGCAGGCACUCCUGUGCAGUUUCCAUUGAGAAUUUUGGGGUUUUUUUAGGAAUUCUGCAGGCACUCCUGUGCAGUUUCAUUGAGAAUUUUGGGGUUUUUUUUAGGAAUUCUGCAGGCACUCCUGGGCAGUUUCCCUCUCAAAGGUCCCUUUGUGCUCGGGCUCUCUGUGGGAUCAAUGUUCCCUUUGUGGAGCUCUCAAAGGCUCCAGUGUGCUCCAAAAUUCCCUGGAAAAACCCAACAAUCCCAGCCUGGGGAGCCGGGGGCACCCGGGGGGACCCCAGAACAACGAGCCUGGGGCUCAGCCUGGGCUGGCCCAGAGAAAUUGGGGUGAAAAUUGGGGUUUGGUGUGGUUGUUUUUAAAAAUUAUUUUAUAUUUAAAUUGAUUUUAUUCUGGUUUUUAACUUGUAUUUUUAUUUUUUUUUUUUGUUUUUAUUUGUUUUAUUUUUAUUUUUAUUUUUUUAUUUCCAUUUCCAUUUCCAUUUCUAUUUUAUUUCUAUUUCCGUUUCUCUUUCUAUUUUUUAUCAUUUUAUUUUUAUUUAUUAGUACUUUUUAUUUUCUAUUUUUAUUUCUAUAUUGGUUUUAUAUUUAUAUGGCUUUUAUUCCAGUCUUUCCUUGUAUUCCUAUUUUUAUUUUAUAUUUAAAUCAGUUUUAUUCUGUUUUUUUAUUGUAUUUUUAUUUUCUUAUUAUUUAUGUAUUUUUUAUUUUUUAUUUCUAUUUUUAUCUUUAUUUCUAUUUUUAUUUUUAUCUUUAUUUCUAUUUUUAUUUUUAUUUCUAUUUUUCUCUUUUUCUCUUACUUUUUCUAUUUUUAUUUUGUAUUUAAAAUGCUUUUAUUUCAGUUUUUCCAUCUAUUUCUGUUUUUAUUUUAUAUUUCGAUCGGUUUUAUUUCACUUCUUCCUUCUAUUUUAUUUUCUAUUUCAAUCAGUUUUAUUUCACUUUUUCCUUCCAUUUUCAUUUCUAAUUUAUAUUUCGAUCCGUUUGAUUUCGCUUUUUCCUUCUAUUUUUAAUUUUUAUUUGAUAUUUAAAUUGAUUUUAUUUCAGUUUUUCCUUUCCUCUGGGAGGGAAUUUGAUUUUUACAGAUCCCUUUUGUUUUUCCAGACCCACUUCAAGGUUCAUUUCAUGACUCCAGACCCAUCCCAAAGGUGAAUUUUAUUAUUCCAGAUCCAUUUCCAAGUUUCAUUUCUUGAUUCCAGACCCAUCUUUAAGGUGGAUUGGGGUGCCAGAACCUGGGGGUACCAAAACUUUGGGGAACCAGAACCUCAGGUACCGAAAUUUUGGGGUACCAAAACCUCGGGGUACCAAAACUUUGGGGUGCUGAGACCUCUGGGUUCUGAAACUUUGGGGUAUCAAAAUUUUGGGGUAC